Molecule: messenger RNA, 1960 nt
Organism: Salarias fasciatus (jewelled blenny)
Lineage: Eukaryota; Metazoa; Chordata; Actinopteri; Blenniiformes; Blenniidae
Product: NMDA receptor synaptonuclear signaling and neuronal migration factor-like
Biological process (GO): regulation of neuron migration; regulation of neuronal synaptic plasticity
Source: RefSeq, a predicted model, not a curated record
CUGCCUCCCGUGGGUCGUUUCCACUCCAGCAUGGGAACUGCGGUGUCCAAAAGGAAGAAUCUGAGGAGUGAUGCGAUAUCUUCCGUGGCCGCAAAAGUUAGAGCAGCCCGAGCUUUUGGAGAAUACCUGUCCAACGCCAACCCAGAGAACCGCAACGGAGCAGAUCAUCUUUUGUCUGACACUUUCCCCGGCCAAGACUGUGACUCUCCAGACGUCAGCCGCUUGCAUAACAACAAUCUGCCGGCACAGAGCCGCUGUUUGCCUGUAGCUAAACCCGACCAGCCCCCUCAGCCCAGUCGCAGUGCCCUCUCUCAGUCUCAGCCUCAGGUUAAGCCCCUCCAGGCACAGGCAUCGCUCGGACCCUCCAAACGGCGACUCUCCGGUGAACGCAGCCUCUCCGCAGAGGACCCGCGAGGCGUCAGGGGCCACGAAGGAGGCAUUGGUCUGAAGCCAUCCAGAGUGUACACCAUCACCAGAGAGGGGGGCAUGACCCUGGGGGGCCGCAGCAGUGAGGAGAGCCUGGAGCUGGAGGUGCUGAAGGGCUCCAGGGAGCACCCCAUGGCCCAGACCUCCGCCGGGGCCAACAGCAGCCUGUCCUGCACCAGCCAGCCAUCCGCCACCGCCAAUCGCGGCAGCCACCACCGCAGCGGCCACCACCGCAGCAACCACCACCACACCAGCACACAUCACGGCGGUCCGUCGUCGUCAUCGUCGCAGCCGCUGCAGAGCUCAGGGAGCGCCAGCAACAUCCGGGACUGGGGGAUGAGGAGAGGGGGGUCGCGGGACGACUACACCCCCGACUGCGUGGCCUGCAUACGAGCUCCCUGUCAAAGCCAGCGCUCCCUGGACCUGGACACCUCGCCACGGGACGGAGGGAAACCUCGCAAGAAGCUGGAGAGGAUGUACAGCGAGGACCGAACCUCUACCGACGACCGGGAGGACAAUCCUAAUAGCUGGUUCCCCAAAGAGAAUAUGUUCAGCUUUCAGACAGCCACCACCACCAUGCAGGCAAUAUCGGCUUUCCGAGGCAUUGCUGAAAGAAAGAGACGGAAAAGAGAGCAGGAAGCAGCCACCCUGAUGGAGAGAAAUUUCCGGAAGCACCUUCGGAUGGUGGGCAGCCGCAUGAUGAAAGCCCGAGUAACCUUCGCCGACCGCCGAGCCAAGAGCUUCAGCCGCUCGUGGAGUGACCCCACCCCCGUCAAGCCCGAGUCACUGCAUGACUCCAGAGACAGUGGUGAGCUUCAGACCUCCUCAGGGACGCUGGAUGAAGGGGUGGACGAGGACGCCGACUGGGAGGAGGAGAGGGAGGCGGAGAGAGUGGCCUGCGAAGGAGAAGACUUCAUCCCCCCUAAAAUCAUGCUGAUAUCCUCAAAGGUUCCGAAGGCCGAAUAUGUUCCGAACAUCAUCCGCAGGGACGAUCCCUCUAUCAUUCCCAUCCUCUACGACCACGAACACGCCACAUUUGAUGACAUCCUGGAGGAGAUCGAGAAGAAGCUGACGGCCUACAGGAAGGGCUGCAAAAUCUGGAACAUGCUCAUUUUCUGCCAGGGAGGCCCCGGACAUCUGUACCUGCUGAAGAAUAAAGUGGCAACCUUUGCAAAGGUGGAGAAAGAAGAGGGCAUGAGCCAGUUCUGGCGGCGGCUCGGCAGGCUGAUGAGCAAGCUCAACCCGGCGCCAAACCUGAUCCACAUCAUGGGCUGCUACGUGCUGGGGAGCGCUAACGGAGAGAAGCUCAUCCAGACCCUGAAGCGGCUGAUGAGACCCCCUCGUCGAGUUCAAGUCCCGCUGGAGCUGUCGGCACAAGGCAAAGAGAUGAUCGAGAUGUACUUCGACUUCCGCCUCUUCCGCCUGUGGAAAAGCCGGCAGCACUCCAAGCUGCUGGACUACGACGACCUGUUGUGACGCCGCCCGGCAUGGUGGCGGCUCGUCGAGCCGGUUACAGCCAGCCUGAGCCUGCUUU